Messenger RNA from Odontomachus brunneus, 1425 nucleotides. RefSeq names its product pyridoxal kinase (gene Pdxk). Gene Ontology annotation, molecular function: pyridoxal kinase activity. The transcript has 7 exons. Gene Ontology annotation, biological process: pyridoxal 5'-phosphate salvage. The record is from RefSeq and is a predicted model, not a curated record. Lineage: Eukaryota; Metazoa; Arthropoda; Insecta; Hymenoptera; Formicidae. Gene Ontology annotation, cellular component: cytosol. Bases 162 to 1055 code for a protein of 297 amino acids.
AAACAAACCUAUAGAAACAUAGAAGGAAAGGACACGUGAGGACACGUGACUCAUGCGAUCAUAUAAAAGUGAAUAUCGCGCACAUUAUACUUGAAGUAUCAUAGAUAUUUUGAUGCGUGGCAGGUAUUUUCAAAAGUUAAUUCGAAAUAUAUUACCUGAUCAUGUGUUCCACGAAAACUCCACGCAUUCUUUCAAUCCAGAGUCACGUAGUAUCAGGAUAUGUUGGUAAUAAAAGCGCAACUUUUCCAUUACAGUUGUUAGGCUUUGAAGUUGAUGCAAUUAAUUCUGUACAACUAUCUAAUCAUACUGGCUAUAAAGUGUUUAAGGGUCAAAUACUUAAUGAUAAAGAUCUAGAUGAUGUAGUUGAAGGUCUAGCACAGAAUAAUUUGGAUAGAUAUACAUAUUUACUAACUGGAUAUGUUGGUUCAGCUUCUUUCCUAAAAAGAAUAGCGAUAUUAGUUACAGCAUUGAAAUGUAAAAAUCCAAAUCUUAUAUAUGUUUGUGAUCCUGUUAUGGGUGAUAAUGGAAAGCUGUAUGUCCCAGAAGCACUAAAGGAAAUUUAUAAGAACGAAAUAAUACCAUUGGCAGAUGUGUUAACACCAAAUCAAUUCGAGUUAGAGUUAUUGACAGAUAAAAAAAUUACUAAUAUGGAUGAACUGAAAGAUACAUUAAAGAAAUUACAUCAAAUUGGGCCACAAACCAUAGCUAUAUCCUCAACUGAAUUUAACAAGAGCAAAUUAACAGCAGUAGUUAGUGUAGCGAAAGAUGACACAUUGGUUAAGAUAGAUAUUCCAAAAAUACCAGCGACUUUCACAGGCUCUGGAGAUCUUUUUGCUGCAUUAUUCCUUGCUCACAUACACUUACAAAAUGACAUUAAAACUACUAUGGAAAAAACUGUAAACACUCUGUACAGUGUAUUACUUAAUACUUAUCAGAAUUCAAAAACAUAUGCUGAUGAUGAAGCACAACCAGCUAGAAAGAUUGAGUUACAACUUGUACAAAGCAAAAACAAUAUUGAAAAUCCUGAAAUUCGUUUAUUUGCAGAAAUUCUUUGAUAUACAACAGAUUAAGUAAUGAAAGCUUUUAGAUGUUGAUUAUAGAUAUAGAUGAUGCUGAUAUAGAUUUUAUAGAUAUGUUGUAUGAAAUGUAUAUAAAAUAUUUACGGCAUUUAACUAAACUGUGUGCUUGUUAAGUCAUACAUCAGCAUAUUAACGUGACAAAAGGAUAUAUUUAUUCAAAAAUCAAGUAUUAAAAACAACCAAUGUAUUUGUCUUCCAGAAUAUACAAGAAACACUAAGGUUUUAUUAACUUAUAUAUUUUUCACGCAAGGCAUAUCGAGAUGUGAAUGUUAAGUAUCAUAGUAUCACAGGUUUUAAGAGAGAUACAAAGUAUACGUUAUGUAUAGAUAAAAUGACAUUUUAUUUA